This is a messenger RNA of Pollicipes pollicipes, 1002 nucleotides long. RefSeq names its product major centromere autoantigen B. Lineage: Eukaryota; Metazoa; Arthropoda; Thecostraca; Pollicipedomorpha; Pollicipedidae. Gene Ontology annotation, cellular component: extracellular matrix. The record is from RefSeq and is a predicted model, not a curated record. The coding region runs from base 55 to 711 and encodes 218 amino acids. The transcript has 2 exons.
CGGCUGCUGCGUCAGUUUGCAGCAGGCGCCUGUGGACCAACAUACAUCGCGAACAUGAAGCCGUUCCUGCUGCUGGUCGUGCUAGUGGUUGUGGCCUGCCUCUUCUCGGUCGUCUCGGCCAGCACCAAAUACCGGGCCCUGGCCGGGUCAAGGUCAGCCGGGUCACGCCCCGACGACGACGAGCGGCCAAGUGCUCACCGCUUCGCCUACGCCGUGAAGAGCGGCCCGGCGCGCUUCUCACAGGAGCAAGAAGCCGACGAAGAGGGCGAUGUGGAGGGCACGUAUACGGUGCAGCUGCCGGACGGCCGGCUGCAGACGGUGCGGUACAUGGCCGACGGCGAGGACGGCUACACGGCGGCGGUGACGUUCGAGGGCGAGGCCAAGUUCCCGAAGACGCGCCGUUACCGCGCCGGCGACGACUCUGACUCCGACUCCGACUCCGACUCCGACUCCGACUCCGACUCGGAGGAUGAUUCGGACUCCGACUCGGACGACGAAUCAGACGAGUCGGGCUCGGAGGAUGACGACUCGGACUCGGAGGGAGAAGACUCUGAGGAGGAGGAGGAGGAGGAAGAGGAGGAGGAGGAGGGCGGGGUGGUGGGACGCCUAGCAAAGGCUCCGCGGCCCGGCUACGUUCCCGUGUACGCGUACAGGCCCAUCGUCGCCGGCGGCUCGGGUCGGAAGCUGCGGAAGCGGAAGGGUAGCAACUAGCUCCCGUCAGUGGAACGAGUGCACACAAGAGCCGUGCAGAGAUGCUCCUUCUUAUUUGUAAUCGUGUGCACUAACUGGCGCUAAAAGCGCAUGACACGCUUGCACUCACAGUUGGCUGUAUUUAUUGUGUGCUGGUAUCGUUGUUCUUGUGUUCUAUUGCUGACGUGUGAGCAUCUGUCAUGAAUGAUAUAUAUAUAUAUAUAUAUAUAUAUAUAUAUAUAUAUAUAUAUAUAUAUAUAUAUAUAUAUACUUAUGUGUGUGUAUUUUCCCUGAGAUGCCCGUUUCUUAUUU